AAUGGUACAAUUAUGCCAUUGCAUUAUGCUUUCUUAACCCCUCAAGAGUGAAAACAGAAGCAAGAGCACCGAACUCACUGCCCCGGCCGCCGGCGUUAGUCAAUCUCCCACGAGCGCACCUUCUCUCUCUUCAUUGUCAACGCAAGCAAAUCAGUCAACAUGGGAAUGACUCAACGGAUAAGGUCAAGCCUCCCUCUCUUUCGUAGACUCACUUCCCAGAAAUCAAAUCUUCAAACCACGCUUUUCUCCUCCCACAGAAGCUUUGCUACUUCUUCUGCUCCUCUCCCCAAGAAUUACAAUCUCAAGGGAAGAUUAUUGACAGGAGCAACAAUUGGCUUAAUUAUAGCUGGAGGAGCUUAUGUCAGUACAGUAGAUGAAGCAACAUUCUGUGGUUGGUUGUUUUCAGCGACAAAACUUGUGAAUCCAUUCUUUGCCCUGUUAGAUCCAGAAGUUGCUCAUAGAUUGGCUGUCUCUGCUGCUGCACGCGGAUGGGUUCCGAGAGAAAAAAGGCCUGAUCCUUCCAUACUAGGACUGGAAGUCUGGGGAAGAAAGUUCUCCAAUCCUAUUGGUCUUGCUGCUGGAUUUGAUAAAAAUGCCGAGGCUGUUGAUGGUCUGCUUGGUCUAGGUUAUGGCUUCGUAGAAGUUGGCUCUGUAACUCCUGUUCCACAGGAUGGUAAUCCAAAGCCUCGUAUCUUCAGAUUGCGGGAAGAACUUGCGAUCAUCAAUCGUUGUGGCUUUAAUAGUGAGGGUAUACAAGCUGUUGCAAAACGUUUAGGUGCACAGCACGGCAAGAGGAAGUUGGAUGAGACUUCUAGCACUUCCUCAACUGCUAAUGAUGGGGGAAAACCCGGAGGAAAGGCUGGACCAGGGAUUCUUGGUGUCAACCUUGGUAAGAAUAAGACAAGCGAAGAUGCUGCUAAUGACUAUGUACAAGGAGUGCACACAUUAUCACAGUAUGCAGAUUACCUGGUGAUCAAUGUAUCAUCACCAAAUACACCUGGUCUGCGUCAGCUUCAAGGAAGAAAACAACUAAAGGAUCUUGUUAAAAAGGUUCAAGCUGCCCGUGAUGAAAUGCAAUGGGGGGAUGAAGGUCCACCUCCGUUGCUUGUGAAAAUUGCCCCAGAUUUGUCUAAACAGGAUCUCGAAGACAUUGCUGCUGUUGCUCUUGCUCUCCAAGUAGAUGGACUGAUUAUAUCAAAUACGACUAUUUCAAGACCUGACUCCGUCGGCCAGAAUGCUCUUUCCCAGGAAGUCGGAGGUUUAAGUGGGAAGCCUUUGUUUAACAUGUCAACCAGUGUCUUGAAGGAAAUGUAUAUCUUAACAAGGGGGAAGAUUCCUUUAAUAGGCUGCGGUGGUAUUGGCAGUGGUGAAGAGGCGUACAAGAAAAUACGGGCUGGAGCUACACUAGUUCAACUCUACACUGCAUUUGCCUAUGGAGGACCUGCCCUUAUUCCGCGAAUAAAGGCUGAAUUGGCUGAAUGCUUGGAGAGGGAUGGCUACAAGUCGGUCAACGAAGCUGUUGGUGCUGACUGCAUUUAACUUUUUAACGGACAAAACGAGCUGCGAGUUGUGACUUCCUUGGUAUUUAGAAGGGAAAAGCAAGGAAGUUGACUGAGUUGAUGUUGGUGUGAUUUGGAAGGAAGGAACCUCUGAGAUAAGGAAAGAAUUCAACAAGUGAAUGAUUGAAUAUACUGCUCGUAUUUAUUUAUUUAUUUAUAUUUCUCCCCCAUUACGAGUUUGUUUAUCCUUCAACUUUCUUUUUGUUGGGUUUGGGAAGUUUUGCUAUAAAUGAAUUUCGAUGGCAACAUGUAAAGGUUAUUUAUUAAACAGUUACAAUGGGACAAGUCGAUUUGUUGAAAUAUCAAUGAAAAUUUUGACAAAACAACUACCGUAGCUGUUUGUUGUCUUUUGUUCGUACAAUAUGAUCUAUUUUCAACUUGAAAGUCAGAUGACUAGAUUUGAAAUCAUAUUGUUUUUUGUUGGCGGGCAUUCAGAUCCGUACUAAUGUUUAUCAUUACUUAUAUUUACAUGGUUCCACAUGGAGCAUAUGCCUUCAGUGCGAUGUAAAUGUUGUUACGGCCUUGUCAAUCGAAUUUAUAUAAUGA
Molecule: messenger RNA, 2105 nt
Organism: Spinacia oleracea (spinach)
Lineage: Eukaryota; Viridiplantae; Streptophyta; Magnoliopsida; Caryophyllales; Amaranthaceae
Product: dihydroorotate dehydrogenase (quinone), mitochondrial
Exons: 11
Coding region: 160-1539 (459 amino acids)
Biological process (GO): pyrimidine ribonucleotide biosynthetic process; 'de novo' pyrimidine nucleobase biosynthetic process
Cellular component (GO): cytoplasm; mitochondrial inner membrane
Molecular function (GO): dihydroorotate dehydrogenase activity
Source: RefSeq, a predicted model, not a curated record